This is a messenger RNA of Vigna umbellata (rice bean), 1098 nucleotides long. Lineage: Eukaryota; Viridiplantae; Streptophyta; Magnoliopsida; Fabales; Fabaceae. The record is from RefSeq and is a predicted model, not a curated record.
ACUGUUACGUUUCCCCUCUUCUUUUCACGAUGAAAUAAUUUCGUUCCCAAACUUUUGACAUAUCAGAGAGUAAAGUGUUAGGGUUUUUCUUCCUUCUCCCUUUACUCGCCCUUUUCCCUCCUUUCUUCUUCGCGCCGGACUCACCCCUCUCCAAUCGCACCACCAUCACUCACGCCGCUCUUCACCUUCACGUCACGGUGGUAACCACCCCAGAACUCAGAGUGGUUUAGCAUAACAGACAGCGAAAUGGGAACAAAGGCAAAGAAAGCUAUGAAGAAGAACAUGAAAAUGGCUUCCUCUAAACAGCCAUCUCAGGGUGCUGAUUUUUUGCCCUUGGAAGGUGGUCCUGCUCGCCAGAUCGCCGAACAGAAGCCGCUGGAGAAUACUUCCACGGUAUUGCACGUGUCCAGGAUUCCGCAUGGAUUCUAUGAGAAAGAGAUGGAAGGUUAUUUUGGGCAAUUUGGAACCAUCAAGAGGUUGAGAGUCGCGAGAAAUAAAAAGACAGGAAAAUCAAGACAUUUUGGGUACAUAGAAUUUGAAUCUCCUGAGGUAGCGAAAAUUGUAGCUGAUACUAUGCACAAUUAUCUCCUUUUUGAGCACCUUCUCCAAGUUCAUGUUGUACCUCCAGAGCAUGUUCAUUCAAGAUUAUGGAGAGGAUUCAGUUAUCGUCACAAGCCAUUGGAUUAUGUCCAAAUUGAACGGAAGCGUCAUGACAAGGAAAGAACCUUAGAAGAGCACAAAAAAUUGGUGGAGAGGAUUCUAAAACAUGACCAAAAACGACGGAAAAGGAUAGAGGCUGCUGGCAUUGAUUUCGAAUGCCCUGAGAUCAUGGGUAACAUCCAGCCUGCUCCAAAGAAAAUAAAGUUUGAUGACUGAGUUGGUAAUCCGACUCAUCUUCAAAAAAUGUUUUUGCUGAAUUCCCUGAGAAUAUAGUGCUGAGCUACCAUGGUCACGAGUGUUCACAACUGUAGAGUCUCCUGGUUUAGGAUUUGUAGUAUUAUUAUUUUUUGCUGUUUUGGAACUUAACUCUGAAACCUUGUAUCCCUCAAAUGUUUACUGGAAGCAUGGUCCAUUUUAUAUAUUCAUCAACUUUUAAAG